AUGACACGAUUAAAACGGCAGCAAUGGUGGCUAAUUUCUGUCACAGUAUUAAUCACUUGUCUACACUCAUGCACAACAGCCAAAAGUUUUAUAAAAUCUACAACGACCACCACUACAACAACAACCGAAAUUUCUACAGAUGCUGAAAAUGAUGAGCAAACAACAGUUGCACCAUCAAGUUCGACGAAGCCGCCACUUACAGGUAUUCCACAAAUUGAUUAUAUCUGGGAUCCAAAUCUUCCACGUGAGUUAAAUGGUUAUAAUCUGACUGAUUAUCCAUUCCUGGUGACAACUCCUCCCAGUGAACAGAUCUCAUUUAAAUGUAAUGGCCUUCACGACGGAUUUUAUGCUAGCGUCGCAUAUAAAUGUCAGCUAUACCACCACUGCCUGUAUGGAACGCGUUACGACUUUCUAUGUGCAAAUUUCACAGCAUUUGACCAAAAAACAUUCAUAUGUCAUUUUGCUUCAGAAGUAGACUGUGCUAAUUCACACAAAUAUUGGGGCAGAAAUGAUGCGUUGUAUAAGGCAACAACCACAACAUCUACAACGACGACAACUACUCCGGCUCCUGCAACGCAACCUGCUCCAAGACCAACUAGUCGAAGGCGAAGACCGCUAAGACGUCCACAGCCGUAUGACUAUUACUACGAUGACGAUUAUUCGGAUAGUGAUAUUUAUGAUGAUCAACAACGAGAUAUUGGUCGAAGACGGAAAAGACCACUUCACAAUCCAUCGCGACUUCCAGCUCAGUAUGACGACUAUGAUGACAGAUAUGAUUAUCGCCGUGACUACGAUGAUUAUGAUAAUCCUAGGAGCAAACCUUACGACAGACCCAGAGGUUACACGCCGCGCAGGAGACCAGGAUCCAGAGCACAAGGAAGAAAACAGCCCACCCCACAAGCACCACAGGAAACCUUAGUUCAGCCAUCCCAGAAAUCCAAAACAUCAUCGGUUUACGAUAGACCGCGUAUGCCUCCAAAGAUUCGGCGACCGGUGCCUCUGAAUAUACGGGAUAAAUAUGACUAUAAACCAAAUACAUCUGAUGCCUCACCAACACAAUCAGAUGCUGAAUAUAGUGACUAUGAGGAGGAAGAAGAAGUAGUUGUUCCGCCACGUAUUAAGACUGAAACUCAAGCAAAAGUUCCCCAGAAAAAGGUGCAUACACCGCCACCUCCAGUAGUUACUGAACGUCCUUUGGCUAAACAACCGAGCUUUGAUGACAGACCAGGACCAGUAAAGUCGUUGAGACGCCCUGCCCAAAUUGACAGACAUCGGAGACCAGUUUUAGACUCAUACGAUUAUGGAUAUAAGCAAGUACAAAGGGAUCCCGUGGAAUCGAGACCGCGUCACGAAUUGCGCCGGCCGGUAUCCAGCAGCACUGCCCAACCCCUAGAUGUAUCAGAUGAUGAGUAUUACGAUGAUGAAGAUUACGAGGCAGUUGAACCACAACCAAAACGACUAACGAAUUUAACCACAAAUUCAAGGCGGGAGCCAGUUUUACCACCAAAAUCAACGAGACCUUUAUUACGAGUUGUCAAAAGGCCAUUUUUACCUAGUAGGGGCGGCAGUCCAUAUUUGCCAAGAGGAUUGCAACCAAUUGGAAGAAAAGUCAAAAUUGAAUCACAGUCGCCGGUCGAUUACGAAGCAGAUAAUAUUGAAACAACAACUGGAUAUUAUGAAAAAAACUUUCAACGUAAAUCAAAAGAUGAACAACAUCGACGUAAACAACCAGUAGAGCCAAUAGUAUAUCAACAACAAGAAUAUUUAAGUGAUUCCUUGAAAGCUGGUAAACCUUCAGAAGAUAGACCACAUAUUAGACAAAAUUUUGCAGAUAUAAAUGAAAAUGAAUACGACGUCACUCUGAAUGAUGCCUUAAAUCCUACUUUACCAAAUCUUGCGCCAUUGAGGAAUUCUCCAAGUGGAUUUGUUCCUAAACUACAAUCUGCAGUAUAUUCUGAUAGAAAUGGACAAAGUUACCGUGGACAAACAUAUUACUCAGAGCCAAGCGCUUCAAAUAUACACUUUCUGCGCACUCCCAUCGAUAGAUCAGCUUACCAAUGA
Messenger RNA from Ctenocephalides felis (cat flea), 2061 nucleotides. RefSeq lists its product as uncharacterized. Gene Ontology annotation, cellular component: extracellular region. NCBI's taxonomy places the organism in Eukaryota, Metazoa, Arthropoda, Insecta, Siphonaptera, Pulicidae. The transcript is spliced from 6 exons. Gene Ontology annotation, molecular function: chitin binding. The record is from RefSeq and is a predicted model, not a curated record. The coding region runs from base 1 to 2061 and encodes 686 amino acids.